Theileria orientalis strain Shintoku is the source of this 507-nucleotide messenger RNA. Its product is annotated as 40S ribosomal protein S19. Gene Ontology annotation, molecular function: structural constituent of ribosome; RNA binding. Gene Ontology annotation, biological process: ribosomal small subunit assembly; translation. NCBI's taxonomy places the organism in Eukaryota, Apicomplexa, Aconoidasida, Piroplasmida, Theileriidae. The transcript has a single exon. The record is from RefSeq and is a predicted model, not a curated record. The coding region runs from base 1 to 507 and encodes 168 amino acids. Gene Ontology annotation, cellular component: ribosome; cytosolic small ribosomal subunit.
AUGGAGACAGUUGACCUAUCUAAAUAUAAAGUCAAAAGAGCGGACAGAGUAGUUCCCUACAGAAGGUUGAAUACUUCCCUCAAGGAUUGUAAUCCGGAUCUGUUUAUCACGGCCUUCGCAGAACACAUGAAACUAAAGGGAUACCUCGAGUGCCCAAAAUGGCUGGAUUAUGCAAAGACUAGCGUCGCAAAGGAGCUAUCUCCACAGAAUCCAAACUGGUUCUACAUACGUGCGGCCGCCGUGCUCCGCCACCUCUAUUUUCACCCUGAUUCUGGGGUUGACAGAUUAAGAAAGGCCUACAGCUCAAGAAAGAGGAACGGGUCGGCCCCAAACCACACCUGCCGAGCUUCAGGCAAGAUUCUGAGGUCGAUCGUGCAGCAACUCGAGUCGAUAGGCUUCCUGGAACAGGACCUGAAGAAGAAGGGAAGAAGGUUGUCGAGGAAGGGAUGCAACACAGUCAACGCAUUCGCACGCCAACUGACGAAGGAAGUGGCGUCCAGAAGAUAA